Messenger RNA from Drosophila obscura, 661 nucleotides. RefSeq lists its product as uncharacterized. The coding region runs from base 69 to 515 and encodes 148 amino acids. The transcript has 3 exons. The record is from RefSeq and is a predicted model, not a curated record. NCBI's taxonomy places the organism in Eukaryota, Metazoa, Arthropoda, Insecta, Diptera, Drosophilidae.
UCAAUACGUUCAACCAUUUACCCAUUUACCCAUUUACCCAUUUAUUAUUGCUUCAAUCACAACACAACAUGGCGUGCAAGAAGAAGACUAGGCUGUGGGACCCGAUGGCCAAAGAUGCCGACUACAUGAAGACCACCACUCAAGAAAUGCUGGAAGAGGGGGCCAAAGUGCAGAGGGCGGUUCGCUCGCUGGAACGGAAACUGGUCAACUUUCAGUCAUUCAAUAUGGAUGAUCCCCGCUAUGGGUCUGCCCACAUUGAAGACGAUCUGGAACUUCCUCUGGUCACCAGCUACAUGCGAAACUACUCCCAGCCAUAUCCCUCGCGCCUCAAGCCUCUGGCUCCGAAGUCCGAAACCCCUGAUCCCAUGUUCAAUCGCUUGCCCACAAACGACUUCGAAGCCAAGACAGGACUGGCCUUCAAGUUCCUCGAUGAUCAUAUGCACAAUGUGAGCGAAGUGCGCAAGAAAGUUAACUUUUUCAGGCAACUGAGAAACCAAUCAUUCUUUCAAUAUUGAGUAUGACCGUCAAUGGACUGUGGACUGUGGACCCUACACUCACAUCGUUCUUCGUUCUUUUAAUUGAAAAUUUGUAUAUGCUAUGGUCGAUAUAUAGUGGUCGAACGGAGUUUGGAAGGGGGAAUAAAACCCAUUUGUUGCAUGCC